This is a messenger RNA of Raphanus sativus (radish), 1715 nucleotides long. Its product is annotated as transcription initiation factor TFIID subunit 11-like. The transcript has a single exon. Bases 33 to 551 code for a protein of 172 amino acids. The record is from RefSeq and is a predicted model, not a curated record. Gene Ontology annotation, biological process: transcription initiation at RNA polymerase II promoter; RNA polymerase II preinitiation complex assembly. Lineage: Eukaryota; Viridiplantae; Streptophyta; Magnoliopsida; Brassicales; Brassicaceae. Gene Ontology annotation, cellular component: transcription factor TFIID complex; nucleus. Gene Ontology annotation, molecular function: protein heterodimerization activity; transcription coactivator activity.
UCCCAUAUAUUAAUGAAUAAAUAUUUUUUUUAAUGAAGCGUUACAAAAAUCCUUUUGAAACGGCUAUUGAAGAGGAGCAGGAUGAAUCUCCUCCAGAGUCCCCUGUUUGUGACGGUGGCAGAAGUGGAGAUGGUAACGACGAUGUUGGCCUUCCUCGGCAGGUGAAGAAACUUAAAACCUCUGAGGAUACGGAAGUUAAUGAUCGUGAGAAGAAGGUAGUGAAGAUGCAUGCUCUUAUAUCGCAGUUCACAGAGGAACAAAUGAGCAGAUAUGAAUGUUUCAGGAGAUCUACUCUUCACAAAUCAAGCAUGAAGAAAUUAUUAGAGACAAUCAUAGGGAUUAAGAAUAUGAACAACGACGACCCUAGGCUUUCCGUUGUUAGUGGUAUAGCAAAAAUGUUUGUUGGUGAGCUGGUGGAAACAGCUCGACUGAUUAUGGUGAAAAGGAACGAGUCAGGACACAUCAAGCCUUGCCAUAUCCGAGAGUCCUACCGUAGGCUCAAGCUACAAGGUAAAGUGCCUCAAAGGACAGUUCCCCGCCUUUUCCGAUAAGUCGGAGAGACAAUCAUUGUAUCUUCAAAGCCAAACCCAUAGCAUAUGAAUUGUUUUGUUUUUUUGUUUUGCUUUGUAAAUGUGCUGGUACUAUUCAGAUAAACAAGACAGAUAGAUCGGAUAGGGAACACAUGCAAAACAGACAAUAGAUAAAAGUCUGCGCUUUAAAGUCGUGAAUGAUUUUACGUACAUGUACGUCUUUGCUCAAUUCACAAAUCAUUCACAAACCGCACUGUCAAGUUUUGUCGUUUUUGUGUGUUUCUAUGUACAAAUCAAUGAAUCAUGAUUCAGAUUCGCAGUUGUCUCCUAAAUACCAUUUACUGUAAUGAUCCAGAGACAGAUGAAGUAAUAAAGAACAAGCAUGGUUGGUGGGAGCUGGAGAAUCAUCACUUACUCCCAUAGAUUUCUACAUGUUAGGAGUCUUCAAAUAAAUCUGGUAGUCCCAUUGUUUUGCGUCAAUUCAAAACAAAUAAAAGUCUAAUAGAAACCCAUAAAAACAAUUUAACAAAAGUUUCACAAUCCUAAAAGUCCAUUACUCAACAUUUCACAAUAUAUCAAGUGCUUCAGCAAAUUCUCUGUUACAUUCAAAAAAUUUGAAAACAUUACCUGAGUAAGAAAUUGGAUCUUCCGAACCCAGAAUCUCGUAGAGCCACUGAGACCUUACACCACAACCGAAGAGACUUCCAAGAAAACGCUAUUCGAAAAGGUUUUACGCAAAAUGAGAUUCUGAUUUUAAAAAGAAAAUAAACCUUUGUUUUCACAGUUUCUUCAUCAGACAUGACUCAUGAGAUAACUAAACGACCGCGUAUCAGAGUCAUUAGUGUGUUGAGCUUUGAAACGGCGGCGUAUUGGGCGUUUGAAGUUAUAUAUUUUCGCCCACAUCGGAAACACAGAGAAGUGCCGUUCUGUUUAUAUAGCGAAGAGAAGAAGACAGAGGUCACGACCUUACUUGAACAGGAUCUGUUCUAUAGGCUCGUACCUCUGUAUCCUUGAUUUCUAAGGAGACAGGCCCCUUAACCUGGUUGAUGAAUCAUGCCCGUGCGAUCUGAGUGUGAUUAACGGCUAGGAUUGUCCUCGGACUCUCCGCGCUGUAGAGGAUCGCUAUCCGGCUCGGUCUUGACCUUUCCGGAGUGGUCGCACGGUUGUCUGACAGGCUUCCUUUUU